AGUUUAAAAUUCAAUCAGUUGAACCCGAGCUGUGCAACUGAACAUAAUGAAAUCUCUGGGAUUAAUUGCGCUGGCUGCCUGCGCUGUCCUCGGCGGUGUCGCUGCGGAGCCGCAACAGACCUAUGAUGGCCGCAAUGGGCCGCAUGUCUUUGGUACGCCCGGCAACCAGGUUUACAUAAGAGGACAAAAUGAAGGCACCUACAGUGUGCCCGGAGUGGGUGGCCAGUUCCAGAAUUCACCGUCGCAGGGAGCACAUGUCUACACCGAUGAGCAGGGCAACACCUUUGUGCACCGCAAGAAUCCAGGAGGUCCAGCUACUCAUACGAUAAGUGGCCCCACCUUGUCGGCCCAGAAUUUGGGCCCCAGCCGUCUGGAUGGAGGUCUGGAUGCUGGAGGGCCUCCAAGCGCCCGUCGCAGUCGGCAAAUCCACAUUGCCCGUCCUGAUCGUACCGUAGAUAUUGGCUAUGGCGGUGUCUAUGUUCAACGGAGUCGUCGAAGCCCCCAGUUCCAUGUGGAGCGUCCCGAUCGUUCUGUGGACUUUGGUAAUAGCGGCUUCAAUGUCCAACGCAGUCGCCGUAGUCCUCAACAGGAAAAUGAAAGUUUUCCAUUCUUUAUUCGACGCCGUCGUAGUCCUCAGCAGGAAAAUGAAAGUUUUCCGUUCCUUAUUCGACGCCGUCGUGAUCCCCAGGAGGAGAAUGAAGGUAUCCCCAUAAUUAUUCGACGCCGUCGUAGUCCUCAGGAGGAGAAUGAAGGUAUUCCCAUAAUUAUUCGACGCCGUCGUAGUCCUCAGGAGGAGAAUGAAGGUAUCCCCAUAAUUAUUCGGCGCCGUCGUGAUCCUCAGGAGGAGAAUGAAGGUAUCCCCUUAAUUAUUCGACGCCGUCGCGGUAUCAACGAUGCCCGCGUUCAGGGCGAGAACUUUGUGGCCCGCGGUGAUCAGGCUGGUGUGUGGAAUAAUAAUGUUUCCGUUUGGAAGCGUCCAGAUGGACGCACAGUUACAUUGGACCAAAAUGGAAACGCCAUUGUCUCUGGUCGACGCGGUACCCAGCGUUUCUCCUAAACCUUGCUCCAAGAAAGGAGAAAUUUGCAUAGUUUAAGGAAAACAACUUGUAUAUAUUUUGUACAAUAAUAGAUACUUAAAUCACAUGAUAUCUAAAUACAAAAAUUUCACAAAACAA
Messenger RNA from Drosophila kikkawai, 1175 nucleotides. RefSeq names its product baramicin A1-like. The record is from RefSeq and is a predicted model, not a curated record. NCBI's taxonomy places the organism in Eukaryota, Metazoa, Arthropoda, Insecta, Diptera, Drosophilidae.